Molecule: messenger RNA, 735 nt
Organism: Iphiclides podalirius (scarce swallowtail)
Lineage: Eukaryota; Metazoa; Arthropoda; Insecta; Lepidoptera; Papilionidae
Source: the annotation of a GenBank genome assembly
AUGAGGACAGGCUUCCCGAACAUCUCUGGAAGUUCAGAAUGCGCUCAAAAACUGCGCAAAACAUUCAGUAUUGACGCAGAGCUCAAAAGGCUGAAUGUCGAUAUUGCAGCUUUACAGGAAACCAGAAUCGAGGAUGAAGGCUCUAUCCGUGAAGCUAACUACACUUUUUACUGGAAAGGCAAGAGCUCCUCAGAAAAAAGAGAGCACGGAGUUGGCUUUGCGGUGCGUAAUCACUUAAUCAACGCGAUAGAGCCACCAAUUGGUAUAUCUGAACGCAUGAUCUUGCGACUUAAUACUAAAAGCGGCUAUGUUACUUUUAUCUCCGCUUACGCACCAACACUCAACGCUACAUCCGAGACCAAGGACCAGUUUUACAACCAGCUCGAAGAAACGGUUCGUAAUGUGCGAUUAUCCGACAGACUACACAUUUUGGGUGACUUUAACGCUCGUGUCGGUCAGAAUUCACCUAACUGGCCUGACUGCCUAGGUGCGCACGGCAUAGGUAAGCUAAACAACAACGGACAACUAUUGUUGGAGUUCUGCUCUAGAAACCGGUUGGGUGUCACCAAUACGUUCUUUAAAGGCAAACUGAUGCGAAAAGUCUCUUGGAUGCACCCUCGCUCAAAGCACUGGCACCAGUUAGAUCUUGUCCUUACCAAAAAGAGGGACCUGCGAGAAACGCUCCAUACACGGACGUUUCAUAGUGCUGACUGCGACAGUGAUCAUAGUUGUUAC